GAACAAAUGCUAAGUAGGAAAAAAGAAAAAAAAAAUCAUUAUUGGAUCGGAUUGUGUAAUUGUUGAUUUAAAAAUGAUAUUCAAUAACUAUACAAUUCAUACCCGAUAAAAAAUUAUCAAAUCGGGUACCUAAACCAUUAUGAUUAUCGAAUCCAACCCUUAUUUACGAGUAUUUUUUUAAAAUGGCUAUUGUAAGGGAAAAAAACCCAUAGCCCACUCUCACUCUCACAUUGAAGCGCCUUCUGAUAUUUCAAUCCUCCAUUGAAGCAGCUUCUGAGAUUGAACUAAGCAAUACCCGUGUUCCAAUUUGGAUAUCUAUCAAUGGCGAAAAGGCCAAUUCCAUGGAAUGAUCAGGUAGAUCUUGUGUCAUCAGAUGAUGAAGCAGCAGAUAUGGAGGCAGAUGAUGGUGCCUCUGACCAAAAGCCCGACAUCGAUGCUCUUAGUUAUCAACCUGCCGAUGAAAAAGAUUCUGAAGGGGUCAUGGUGAGAAGGGCAAAAAUAUACCAGGAGUACAUGAAAAAGGUCCCCAUUCCAUGCCAACGCGGAUCAGUCAUACUGUGUUAUUCAUGGAUGGGAUUAGCCAAAUCAAUCAAGGAGCUAUAUGGGCAGCCACUGCACUACCUCACAAACACUCUCCUAAAACAGUGGGAUCAAGCAAGAUUUGAAACCGGUGAUGAGUACCAGCCAUUGGACACCGUUAUUCAUCCUCUUAAAGCAGAAGCAACCAUCUGGUUUGUGGAGGAAGUUCAUCGCCGCACAGCUUCAUACCAUCAACUGUCAAAACUCUGGCUGGGUGAUCCAAUGCACCAUGCUUAUGUAGAUGCUAUCUUCCCAAAAAUAUGAAAUAUGGCUGCUUCUAACUUGUUGGUAAUGCUGCACUCGCACUAGGUGUAUUAAGUAUAUUUGUUCGGUGCAUGAAUGUGAAUUCUCUGUACUGACUUUGAUGAAGAAGUGUAUGCUGCUGCAGGACUUGCAAAAUUUAGUUUUGGCUCUGAAGUAGCCUGCAUGGUCUCGUUACUUCCCCUUCUUUCAGUGCAUGCCUAGUUACCGAUCUUAUUUGAAUAAUCUUCCUUUAACACGAAUACUCAGUGUAUUAAGUAAAUCUGGAUGAAAGUAAUACGAGUAUAUUACUAUAGUUGAUGAAACAUUGAACGAGUUUGCCACGUCGUAGUGACCUCAAAGGAAGGGCAUAAAAACAUAUAAAAUAAACCCCAUCGAGACCCGUAUUUUCGGGUGUAGGGGUGCAGCAUGUUGAGUGAAGCGCCCCUUGAAUAAAUGUACAAAAGUUUGGCUUUGGCAUGUUGAAUGCUGUAUAGACAGGCUAAUUCAUGCAUCUGUAGGCAAGAGUAGAUUUCCUUAUAUUUUAAUAAUUUUUUCUUGAAUUCUAAAAUUAAAAUCUGUAAAGCAUAAACAAGUGAAAGUUGACCCGUAUAAUCGACUUUAUUACUUGAAUAUAUGAAUGAUAGUGGAAAGAUAAGAGCAAUUGAGCAACACUUGCGUGGACCUGGUCCACAAUAAUAUUAUUUUUAAAACCGAGCAUGACUCCAUUACCUAAUCAAGUAUUCCGUAAUAAAUUACUCGUAUCACACACAUGGCCCAACACAAUCCUUUCCUUUGGUAUACUAGUAAUUCACACAAACACACUUCCUAAGUUCCUAGGCAUAUACUUCUGCUGAUUCCCCAAGACUUCAUACUCACUCCCCCACCAAAGUAAGUUACAAAUUUCCCAAAGAAAUACUUGUCUUUUAACAUGGUAAUUCAAUUAUUGUCUUUUACAACCCGUUAUUGAAUUGAAUAAUUUUUGAGUGUUGCUGAAUUCUUCUCACUGACAACUGAGAAGCUCAUUUAGGAGAAAGAAUGUCGUCAAUGGCGACGGUUUUCUCUCACUACCCUUCUCUUACCCCUCAUUUAGCUAUUUCCCAUGUUUGUAAACCACGUUUUCUGAAGCUUUCAAGCUGCUUCAAUGGAGUUCAUGGUGCUUUUCCUCGCAAAAGGGUGCUUCUUUCUGCUACCCAUUUCUCCAAAUUUUCAUGUUUUCGUGUCAGAAGUUUUCAGCCAGAAGAUACAGGGGUUAAUGAUGCUGCAACCACUGGCAAUUCCUUGAAUGAAGGUGUAAAGUUGAAUGAGGAGGUGUUCAAAGGCCAGCAAGAUAGUGGGAAAGGCAGUUCAUUUUUGGCAAAAUUGGCAAUUGGCCUUGGAGUGGUUGCAACUAUCACCUUCUUGUCUAUUGGUUUCAAGCAGCAAAAUUUGGGAACUUCCCUUGGAAUUGAAAUCCAACGUCUGUCUGAUAUUUCAACGUCUUCAAGCUUGGCCGCAUCAUCUGUUGGAUUCUCUUUUAAAGCAUUUGGUUACAGAGUUUUACUUCCAAAGUAUGCUCCAGGGUGGAUCUACUUCUUGUUGCUCAUGGCUGCUGGAUGUGGACUUUUCAUCAGCGAAGAGGCUUUAAAUAUAUGGGUUGGCAUAACAUUGGCGCGGAAAUUAUGUUUGGAUGGUACAUGGCAAUCCUUUGCUGCAUCAUUCUCCAGUAAUUCUCCAUAUAUAAUCUCUACAGUUUUAUGGGUAUACUGGGGAGUUUGCAUCAGUGAUAUGAUACCAUUUUACAUUGGGAAGCUAUUCAAGCAAUCUGGAGCUUCUGAUGAUUUGUGUUCAAAGUUAGGGGUUAGCAAAGAGAAGGCAAUGAGCAUUACACAAGCUGUUCAAAGAUAUGGAAAUCUUAGUGGUUUUGUUGAACGAUUUUCUCUUGGAGUCAGAAAUCCAACAGCAUUCCUUGCAGGAGCCAUGGGUAUUUCUCCUGAGUGUUUCUUUGUUGGUGUUUGCUGUGGUAGUUUGAUCACCCUACCUGUUCAGCUGGCUAUCGGGUUCUUAUUAAGAGAACGUCCUCUUUUUGCCUUAGCUACUGUUGCUUCUGUGGUGGGUAUCUGGACUAUAUUUCCAUACGCUGUUGCUGCUUCAACGGCAUUGUUUUUCUAUUUGCGACAGAGAUACUCUUCUUCAUAGGCCUUAUAGAAUUGAAGAUCAACUGCUUUUUGUGGGCAUGAAAACGCUGAGCCCAUACAAUCUUCCCUGGCAGUUUUGGACUACAGAAUAGCAGAAUGAUGCAUCUUACAUACAAGUAGGGUGGAUUGGAGAGCAGAUACUUGUUGAUGGUAAUUCAAAUCAUUUGUUUAAAAUUAAUCUCUUAAUUAUUUUAUUCUAUCCCUCAUAUAUAUAUUGACUGCUGUAAAUGGUGUUAUAUAUAUAAGUAACAAAGAAAAUUCGAAUGCAAUUAUAUUCAAGUGAUAUAGCAAAAAUCCUUCACUGUAAAUCCAUGCAUGGGUGGCUAGAUAGAAUCAUAGAAGUCUGAGAUUAUAAAUCUCAGAGAUCAUGAGAUCUGUAAACUUUCAAUACUUCACAUUUUAAUGUUAAGAGUAGGCAAUUCAUGCCUUUUUAAUUAAUAACAAAUGGUUAUGAAAUGAAAUUGAGUUGAUUAAUGACAUGAAAACAAUUUCUCCUUCCUCGAGAUUUAAAAAUACACAUACACAUAC
Messenger RNA from Chenopodium quinoa (quinoa), 3524 nucleotides. RefSeq lists its product as uncharacterized. NCBI's taxonomy places the organism in Eukaryota, Viridiplantae, Streptophyta, Magnoliopsida, Caryophyllales, Amaranthaceae. The coding region runs from base 1858 to 2997 and encodes 379 amino acids. The record is from RefSeq and is a predicted model, not a curated record. The transcript is spliced from 12 exons.